Molecule: messenger RNA, 1417 nt
Organism: Salvia splendens (bonfire salvia)
Lineage: Eukaryota; Viridiplantae; Streptophyta; Magnoliopsida; Lamiales; Lamiaceae
Product: tRNA (guanine-N(7)-)-methyltransferase
Exons: 8
Coding region: 144-1076 (310 amino acids)
Biological process (GO): tRNA methylation; RNA (guanine-N7)-methylation
Cellular component (GO): tRNA methyltransferase complex
Molecular function (GO): tRNA (guanine(46)-N7)-methyltransferase activity
Source: RefSeq, a predicted model, not a curated record
GAUGAAGAAAGAGUUUUUUUUUUUUAAGAUUAAUCAAUUCACUUCAUAAAUACUCCUUUGCUACACAAUCUGUUAAGUACUUAUAAAGUUUCCCGUCCUCCUCCGGUUGCUAGUGCGCUGCUCAUCGACAACCCGGAGCGCCGAUGUGGUGCUCCUUACCCAGAUUUAUCCGCCCCAUCACCGCCGUAUCAUCACUGCCGAAUUCAUCACUUACUAUUUUAUGCCACCACGGAGUUUCGGCGGCUGCUAUAUACUCACCGGAAAAACUAGAAUAUAGCACCCAACUCGUCACACGGGAAUACGCUGACCUAAAUCUCUCCAACAACGAUUGCCAGGAGGUUGGCCAUGUUAGGGUCCGGAAGCAUGUUAAUCCUCUCAGUUUUUUCAAAAUGGUACCGGUGGAAUUCCCAGAUUGGAAUGCUGUUUAUAAAGAUGCUAAGCUUCCAUUGAUGGUGGAUAUUGGUAGCGGUAGUGGGAGAUUUCUCCUAUGGCUUGCCAAAAGAAACUGCGGAUUGAAGAAUUAUCUAGGAUUGGAAAUUCGUCCUAAAUUGGCCAAACGUGCUGAGCAUUGGGUACAUGAACUAGGGCUGAACAAUAUCCACUUUAUGCAUGCCAAUGCAACGGUCUCCUUCAAACAAUUUAUAUCUACUUAUCCAGGUCCCUUGGUUUUAGUUUCUAUAUUGUGUCCAGAUCCUCACUUUAAGAAAAAGCAUCAUAAAAGAAGGGUUGUGCAGAAUCCUCUAGUCGAUUCCAUUGUAAAAGGCUUAGUUCCUGGAGGACAGGUCUUCUUCAAUAUAUGCCAUACUCGACACCAUUUCCUGUUCCUUUUUUUCCUCAGUACAACCCCAAUUAUAUUCAUACAAUCAGAAGUCCAGGAAGUAGCAGUUGACAUGAGGAAAUAUUUUGAUGCUGAAUUUGACAAGCUUGUGCAUAUUAACCAUGUUGAUCCUAAUAUUCUUUGCGACAAUGAUGGGUGGUUGUUGAGCAAUCCAAUGGGAAUAAGGACAGAGAGAGAGAUCCAUGCAGAACUCGAAGGCGCAAGUAUUUACAGAAGAAUGUAUCAGAAACAAUGGUAACCAGCUGAGGAAUCUUUGCGCUAACCAGACCUCAGAACAUGAGACCUGCACUCAUUUCUGCUUGGAGUUGGAAGAAGUGGUUGGUUUGUCAAGGAUUGGAAACACGGCCUGGUGCAACCGUCUCCUUUCGCCGUUUCAGAAUUUCCCCGUGUCAGGAUUUUGUUGUUCCUCCUCUAACCCUCCACAUCAAUCUCUAUUUACAUUCUCUUUGUGAAAAUAUCAUUCAUUUUCUUUACUAAUAUUAAUAUACUCCCUUUAGAAAGUUUGAUGUUGACUAUAAAGCACUUUCUCUUUUCAUUGAUGAAGUGAUAUAAAUUGAAGAAUUCAUAAUAUUCAUAUCU